AUGUUUAGGGAUCAGCGAGGUCAGACGUUGUGUGGGGUAAUGAGGAUUGGACUGGUUGCAAAAGGCUUACUGAUUAAGGAUGAUAUGGACUUGGAGCUGGUUUUAAUGUGCAAGGACAAACCCACAGAGACUCUGCUAACUACAGUAAGAGAUAAUCUUCCUGUACAGAUUCAGAAACUGACAGAAGAAAAAUACCAAGUGGAACAAUGUGUAAAUGAGGCAUCUAUUAUAAUUCGGAACACAAAAGAGCCAACAUUAACUCUGAAGGUGAUACUUACUUCCCCUCUAAUUAGGGACUAAUUGGAGAAGAAGGAUGGAGAAAAUGUUUCGAUGAAAGAUCCUCCAGACUUACUGGACAGGCAAAAAUGCCUGAACGCCUUGGCGUCUCUUCGACAUGCCAAAUGGUUUCAGGCAAGGGCAAAUGGAUUAAAAUCAUGUGUAAUUGUCCUCUGAAUUCUGCGUGAUUUGUGCAACAGAGUCCCCACGUGGGCACCACUGAAAGGAUGGCCACUAGAGCUUAUAUGUGAAAAGUCUAUAGGUACUUGUAAUAGACCUUUGGGCGCUGGGGAGGCCUUGAGACAAGUAAUGGAGUGUUUGGCAUCUGGAAUACUACUUCCUGGAGGCCCUGGUCUUCAUGCCUGUGAGCGAGACCCAACAGAUGCUCUGAGCUAUAUGACUAUCCAACAAAAAGAAGAUAUUACCCACAAUGCACAGCAUGCACUUAGACUGUCAGUGUUUGGCCAGAUUUAUAAAGUGUUGGAGAUGGACCCCCUUCCCUCUAGUAAGCCUUUUCAGAAGUAUUCCUGGUCAGUUACUGAUAAAGAAGGUGCUGGGUCAUCAGCUAUAAAGAGGCCAUUUGAAGAUGGGUUAGGGGAUGAUAAAGAUCCCAAUAAGAAGAUGAAACGAAACUUAAGAAAAAUCCUGGAUAGUAAAGCAAGAGACCUUAUGAAUGCAUUAAUGAGGCUAAAUCAGAUCAGACCUGGGCUUCAGUAUAAGCUCUUGUCUCAGUCUGGCCCUGUCCAUGCCCCAGUCUUCACAAUGUCUGUAGAUGUGGAUGGCACAACUUAUGAAGCCUCAGGACCAUCCAAGAAAACAGCAAAACUUCACGUAGCAGUGAAGGUUUUACAGGCAAUGGGAUACCCAACAGGCUUUGAUGCAGAUAUUGAAUGUAUGAGUUCUGAUGAAAAGUCAGACAAUGAAAGCAAAAAUGAAACAGUGUCUUCAAACUCAAGCAAUAAUACUGGAAAUUCUACAACUGAAACCUCCAGUACCUUAGAGGUAAGAACUCAGGGCCCUAUCCUCACAGCAAGUGGCAAAAAUCCUGUCAUGGAGCUCAAUGAAAAAAGAAGAGGUCUCAAGUAUGAACUUAUCUCAGAAACUGGUGGAAGCCAUGAUAAGCGCUUUGUAAUGGAGGUAGAAGUAGAUGGGCAGAAAUUCCGAGGCACAGGUCCAAAUAAGAAAGUAGCAAAGGCAAGUGCUGCGUUAGCUGCCCUGGAGAAGCUGUUUUCUGGCCCCAAUGCAGCAAAUAAUAAGAAAAAGAAGAUUAUUCCUCAGGCAAAGGGUGUUGUGAAUACAGCUGUAUCUGCAGCAGUCCAGGCAGUUCGGGGCAGGGGAAGAGGAACUCUGACAAGGGGAGCCUUUGUUGGGGCUACGGCUGCUCCUGGCUACAUAGCUCCAAGCUAUGGAACACCUUACAGUUACAGUACAGCUGCCCCUGCCUAUGGUUUGCCCAAGAGAAUGGUUCGGUUACCCGUUAUGAAAUUCCCAACAUAUCCUGUUCCCCACUACUCAUUCUUUUAGCGAAUGACAGAAGCUCAUUCCUAUUGAACAACUAUACAGUACAAUGCAGAAUGUUAGAUUGAAAAAGCCUUUUUAUCCUGCUUUCAUUGAACACAUACUUGAUCAAAAUUAUUUGUAAAGAACAUCUUUCCUACUUUUUGAUUUUAACAAAUACAAAUUUAGUUCUCUAAAACUUGAAAACA
Messenger RNA from Dipodomys ordii (Ord's kangaroo rat), 1982 nucleotides. Its product is annotated as spermatid perinuclear RNA-binding protein-like. NCBI's taxonomy places the organism in Eukaryota, Metazoa, Chordata, Mammalia, Rodentia, Heteromyidae. The record is from RefSeq and is a predicted model, not a curated record. Gene Ontology annotation, cellular component: precatalytic spliceosome. Gene Ontology annotation, molecular function: single-stranded RNA binding; double-stranded RNA binding.